This is a messenger RNA of Monodelphis domestica (gray short-tailed opossum), 951 nucleotides long. RefSeq names its product zinc finger protein 575 (gene ZNF575). Gene Ontology annotation, molecular function: RNA polymerase II transcription regulatory region sequence-specific DNA binding; DNA-binding transcription factor activity, RNA polymerase II-specific. Gene Ontology annotation, cellular component: nucleus. Gene Ontology annotation, biological process: regulation of transcription by RNA polymerase II. NCBI's taxonomy places the organism in Eukaryota, Metazoa, Chordata, Mammalia, Didelphimorphia, Didelphidae. The record is from RefSeq and is a predicted model, not a curated record.
GUCUCCCGGCGCCCUUCCCCACCUGGCGCCGGCGAUGAGACGCGACUGCGGGGACGAAGGGGUUAACGCACCCUCCAUGGACCCGAAGCAAGCCUAAGCCCCGGAACCGGGUGCAGCCCCGCCGGCAUCAUGCUGGAGCGUGGGGAACAAGGGCCUGGGGGCAGAGGGAGAAGCCCGUCUGCCAAGGAGUCAGCCACCAACGGAGGGGCCUCUAGCAAAGCCUCCAAGCCAAAGCGGAGCCCGGCAGCCGCUGCGUCAGAGCGCCCGGGCCCAUCUAGGGCCCGCCGCCCCCCGCCGCUCCAGCGGCCUCACCGCUGCCCAGACUGUGACAAGGCCUUCUCGUACCCCUCCAAGCUGGCCACUCACCGGCUGGCUCACGGCGGGGCCCGCCCACAUCCCUGCCCCGACUGCGACAAGGCCUUCUCCUACCCCUCCAAGCUGGCCGCCCACCGCCUCACCCACAGCGGCGCCCGCCCCUUCCCCUGCCCGGACUGCCCCAAGGCGUUUGGCCACCGAUCCAAGCUGGCCGCUCACCGCUGGACCCACUCGCCCGCCCGCCCCUACCCCUGCCCCGACUGCCCCAAGUCCUUCUGCUACCCCUCCAAGCUGGCCGCCCACCGCCACACGCACGCUGGGGGCGCCCGCCCCUACCCCUGUCCCCAGUGCCCCAAGUCCUUCUGCUACCCCUCCAAGCUGGCGGCCCACCAGCGGCGCCACGCCACCGCCGCCCCCGGCGUCCCCGUCCCACCUCCCCCGUCGCCCCCCGCCCCGGCAGACCCUCAGCAUCGCUGCCCGAGCUGCGGCCAAGCCUUUGGCCAACGCCGACUGCUGGCCCUGCACCAGAGGAGCCACCGUGGAGAAGGGAAGUCUGGGAAGGGAGGGAAGGGGGAGCGGGCCUGAACCCUGCCCUGCGCUGGCACCCCCUGCUGCCAAUAAAGACACCCAUUUCUA